AUGGACAAAUUUCUCUCUUUAUGUGAAGAGGACGGUCUUAUAUCAUUUGGAGAUGACUGCGAAAGGGCUUCAACCGAGGAGAAGAUCCAGUCGGCCAUCGAAGAACUUGUUGAAACAAAGAAAGAGCUUGUUACUAAAGCCCGAGCUGUAGCUUUUGAUGGUGCCCCUGAGAGGAGCCGUGAAGGGAACGAAUUAAAGUCAAAAGAGAGUGAAGAAAACGCCUGCAGAAACUGUAUUGUCAGGUGUUGGAAAAAGUGAAAAAGUGGCGCCAACUCUUUUCGACAGCUUUUUUCGUUUGAACAUCAGGAACCCAAAAAUUUCAUCUUCUACGUUCGAGUCCUAUAUAGAUGGACACAAACGCUUCCGUAUUUCCGAUCUUAAACCGAACUUUGCAACAACAGGCUAUAUACCCACCAUCAUACAUCUUUCCACUUCGUGAGUUGGAACAUUGUACAACAAAGAGAACAAAGCUGCGGCUGA
Messenger RNA from Haemonchus placei, 480 nucleotides. NCBI's taxonomy places the organism in Eukaryota, Metazoa, Nematoda, Chromadorea, Rhabditida, Trichostrongylidae. The record is from the annotation of a GenBank genome assembly.